Molecule: messenger RNA, 1416 nt
Organism: Notothenia coriiceps (black rockcod)
Lineage: Eukaryota; Metazoa; Chordata; Actinopteri; Perciformes; Nototheniidae
Gene: trub1
Product: TruB pseudouridine (psi) synthase family member 1
Exons: 3
Biological process (GO): tRNA modification; mRNA pseudouridine synthesis
Cellular component (GO): nucleus
Molecular function (GO): RNA binding; pseudouridine synthase activity
Source: RefSeq, a predicted model, not a curated record
AUACAUUUCUGUCAUCCCAGCUACUCUGCACUGAAGAAGGACGGCCAGCGCCUGUCUGUCCUGCUGAAGAAGGGCCACAAGGUGGAGGCCAAACCAGCGCGGGCUGUCACCGUGUACAACCUGACCCUGCAGGAGUUCACCGCCCCGCUCUUCACCCUAGAUAUUGAGUGCGGUGGUGGAUUUUAUGUCAGAAGUUUGGUAGAUGACCUGGGAAAAGCUCUGUCGUCAUGUGCUCAUGUGAAGGAGCUAACCCGGACCAAGCAGGGCCAGUUCACCCUGGAGGAGCACGCCCUGCAGGAGGAGCAGUGGAGCCUGGAGCACAUCCUGAGGGCCCUGCAGCCCUGCCCCGAGGCCCUCAGCUGAGCAGGAGGAGCAGUGGCCACAUGGAGCAUCUUCUGUCAAAAAGGAGCAUGGCCGGACAAUAAGGAGAGCCUACUCCUGGCGUUCCAUACCAAAACAAAAUCACAGCGUUUAUUUGAAAUUGUUAAUUUCACAACUGUAUCUGGACAACUCAUCACCGCUGUUGUGUGACGGACUAGCAUCGACCCUUUGGAUUUUAUAACGGGUUUGUGCUACAAUAUAUUUGUUUAAAUAGUUUUUUACCAUGUACUUCCACGAGAAGAUUCUUGCUCUCAUAUUUGGAAUGAAGGAGCUUCAGCGCUCAGUCCGACAGCCGCAGAGCAAGGCGACAGAAGGCAGCAACAUCCAAGGUCUUCUCAGACCAUCUGCUCAAAUAAAUGGGCCUUUUGGUCUUUGUAAUGUCUCAAAGACAUAGCCUAAAACAAGCUUCUACUGCGAUGUCACCAGCUUUCUUCUGAAAUGUACCGAAAAUAUUUUGGCGUCAUACCCACUCUCCUCAUUGGAAACGAUUGAAACAACAUUGGGCACAGGCCCAAAGUCAAGACUCACCUGCUCAGCUUUCCUGUGAAGAGAACAUUCCGUUAAACCUGUUUUACAUAAAGAAACACUUGUGUGGUGUUUGUCACUCAGCAGGGUCGUUUGACAAUCUCAACCACAAAUGGCGCCUGAUGCCACAGCCGAUAAUGGGCAAGUGAUGUUGAUCUCUCCUGGGGAGCAGGUGGCACCUCGCAGGAAGCCUCUACCUGGUUUAUAUGUUUGAUCUGAUGGGAUGUUCAGUUAUGAAAAGGAACCUUUAGUAAAGCACCCGUUACCUCUUCUGUAGCACGACUGGAGAAUACACUUACGAAGUGAAUGGAAAGGGUUAAUGCCUGCAGUUUGCUCUAAACGGUGCUCUUGAGUUAAUUGUCAUGCAAAUAAAAACUAUUUCUGUUGAUCCAAACAAUUUGUCCACGGUUUGUCCAGUUUUGUUUCUAACAUCCCAUCUGUAAGUGCCACAUCUGUAAGUGCCACAUCUGGAGUGGUGUGAUUAUACUGAAUGUAUAAUUAUUAAAAUGG